AACCUCCAUUUCCUAUUCGAAGUCAAGACUUGACUUUUCUCUCUUCCCACUCAGUUUCGUCAGUUCCGAUCAUACGACGUCGUUCGAUCUCUACACGCCAGCAACCUUACCGUGACCUCUAUCGCCGCACUCUAUCUACUUCACGAAUCACGAACCAAUUUGUUAAUGAUUUAAUGAAGUAUGAAUUUGAAUGAUUGAAGUCGAAGUGUUUUCUCGUCAGUUGGUGCCAAUCUGAUAUUUUUUGCUGCAUACAAUUCGUACGAUGCAAACAGGAUAUGAUAUCAAACAUUUGGCUCGAGAAGCUCAAAGUCGGUGGCUAAAGCCUGCUGAAGUGCUUUUCAUAUUGCAGAAUUACGAGGAGCACCAGCUCACGCAUCAAGUUCCUCAAAAACCAUCCAGUGGAUCUUUGUACCUAUUCAACAAGCGAGUCCUGAAAUUUUUUCGUAAAGAUGGUCAUAGUUGGCGCAGAAGGAAGGAUCAGAGAACUGUUAAUGAAGGACAUGAACGGCUUAAGGUUGGGAAUGCUGAAGCAAUAAAUUGUUACUAUGCGCAUGGAGAGCAGAAUCCUAACUUUCAGAGACGCAGCUACUGGAUGUUGGACCCGGCUUAUGAGCAUAUUGUUCUUGUUCACUACAGAGACAUUGAGGAGGUUUAGCAUAUCAGAGACACUAACCUUCAGCCCCACCGCUUCUCCAGACUCUACUAAUCUUGGGCGAUCCACUCGCAUUACUAAACCUCCCAAAUGGUAUGGUUUCUUUGCAACCUUAUCUCAUAUCACUGUUCCUACUACUUAUUUUCAGGUAGUUACCCAACCUUGUUGGGAAAAAGCAAUGCAAGAGGAACUCUUGACUGUUUAGGAGAAUCACACUUGGAAUAUUGUUCCUUGCCUUUUUGGGGUCAAACCUAUUGGAUGUAAGUGGGGCUACUCUACUAAGCUACGCUCUAACAAUUCCUUAUAUUAACAUAAAGCUCGGUUGGUGGCUCUUGGUAAUCGCCAAAAAUAUGGAGUGGAUUAUGGGGUUUUUUUAGCUCUCAUUGCGAAA
Olea europaea var. sylvestris is the source of this 1043-nucleotide messenger RNA. Its product is annotated as calmodulin-binding transcription activator 4-like. Gene Ontology annotation, biological process: regulation of transcription by RNA polymerase II. Gene Ontology annotation, molecular function: double-stranded DNA binding; transcription coregulator activity. The coding region runs from base 263 to 655 and encodes 130 amino acids. Lineage: Eukaryota; Viridiplantae; Streptophyta; Magnoliopsida; Lamiales; Oleaceae. The transcript is spliced from 6 exons. Gene Ontology annotation, cellular component: nucleus. The record is from RefSeq and is a predicted model, not a curated record.